Bombina bombina (fire-bellied toad) is the source of this 1562-nucleotide messenger RNA. RefSeq names its product U8 snoRNA-decapping enzyme. Lineage: Eukaryota; Metazoa; Chordata; Amphibia; Anura; Bombinatoridae. Bases 25 to 648 code for a protein of 207 amino acids. The record is from RefSeq and is a predicted model, not a curated record. The transcript has 3 exons. Gene Ontology annotation, molecular function: snoRNA binding; phosphodiesterase decapping endonuclease activity. Gene Ontology annotation, cellular component: nucleus. Gene Ontology annotation, biological process: sno(s)RNA catabolic process; mRNA catabolic process.
GCAACAUCACUUACAGGUUGCAAGAUGGCGGAUGGUGGUCGCCAAAACCAAGAGGACCGACCGAGGCCACGGAACAUCAACCGGGAUGAAGCAGUGCAGCUGCAGGGAUACCGUCACGCAUGCCACGUACUGCUGUACGCUCCUACACCUGCCAAGCUGUUUGGCCGCGUUCCGGUCAGACACGUGCUGCUGAUGAUGAUGCGUUUUGACGGCAGGCUGGGCUUUCCAGGAGGCUUCGUUGACCCUAAAGACACCAAUCUAGAGGAUGGUCUGAACCGAGAGCUACAGGAGGAGCUUGGUUCCAUGUUCAACACUCUGAAGGUGACAGAACAAGAUUACCGGAGUGCUCAAGUGCGUGAAUUCCCACAGAAAGCAGUCACACACUUUUAUAUCAAGGAGCUGAUACUUGAAGAUAUAGAGAGGAUCGAGGCAGAAGCUGUUCAUGCAAAGGAUCAUGGGACCGAGGUGAUGGGUCUGGUGCGCGUUCCACUCUUCACUCUGCGUGAUGGUUCUGGGGGUCUUCCAGCCUUCUUGUCUAACAACUUUAUUGGGAACUCCAAAAGUCAGCUGUUGUAUGCACUGAGAACACUACGUUUACUGCGGGAGGACCAGAUCCAGGAUGCAAUGUGGACCAGCCAGAACCUUUAGAUAUGAUGGUUGAGAGUGUGGCAAAUGUGUGCUACCAAAUGACACUUUACUAAGCAGGAUUAUGUCACUAGGCCACACUGAGGCCUGGUCAGUUAAACCUCAUUAUGUAUUAGCGCUUAGUAGUUGUAGUCUGGGCAUGUUUACUAGCGUUUCCCUGAUCUACAAUGCUGUUGUUUUCUUAACCUUCAGAAAGGAUUUAUUUUUGUAAUAGUGCUAGUGCCGUAACAUUGUGUUAUUGAGAAUGUCUGCAACAUUGGUAUUGCACUCUCUGGCAGACAGGGGUUAACCUUUUAUCCUAGUCAUGGUGACAAUAAGGCUGUGUGAUGUACCUGCAUUCUGUCGUAUCCAGUGAUAUGUUGAUGUAGUGGCAUUUAAAACGUACCCUUUUUUUUUUUUUUUUUUUUUUUUUUUCCCUUUUUAAAAAAAAAAAAGCGACUACCAAAAUUUGCUUAAAUAUUUCAGCUUUAUACCGCUUACAAGGCGGCCCCUAUUGAAGAGUGUUUUUUUUGUUUUUUUUUUAUGGUUUAAUAUAUUUGUCCUUAAUUAAAAAGAGAACUUUAAUGCAAUCCAUUUUCUCAGAAUCCUGCAACUUGAACAUAUACAUUUAAAGUGACAUCGCCCCAAUUUGUUUCCUUUCAUGAUUUAGUUAUAACAUGCAAUUUAAAACCACUUUUCAAUUUGCUUCCUUUUUUUUUUUUUUUUUUUUUUUCUUUUUUGAAAAGCAUGCCUAUAUAUUCUUAGGAAUCAGCAGUGCACUACUGGAACCUAGCUAAUGAUAGUCGGCUGCACAUUAUAUGCCACUGGUCAUUGGCUCAACUGAUCAGCUAGCUCCCAGUAGUGCAUUGCUGUUGUUUCAACAAAGGAUACCCAGAAAAUGAAAUGGCUGAUAAUAGAAGUAAUUUGGAAAGUUGUUU